Molecule: messenger RNA, 9776 nt
Organism: Canis lupus familiaris (dog)
Lineage: Eukaryota; Metazoa; Chordata; Mammalia; Carnivora; Canidae
Product: galanin receptor 1
Exons: 3
Coding region: 715-1770 (351 amino acids)
Biological process (GO): G protein-coupled receptor signaling pathway; negative regulation of adenylate cyclase activity; positive regulation of cytosolic calcium ion concentration
Cellular component (GO): membrane
Molecular function (GO): galanin receptor activity
Source: RefSeq, a predicted model, not a curated record
CACCUUGCGGAGCGAGCGCGCGUCUGAUCCCAGCCAGGAGGUGGGCGGCGACUCAGCCCGUUAGGACGCGGACACUCUCUGCGCGCGCCGCGACUUCCGGGGGGACGCGGGAGGCCCCCAGGGGCGCGGGUUUCAGCGGGCUGUGUCUUCCACGUCUCUUGCUCCGGAGAGGCCCCGGAGCACCCCCUCUGCCGGCCCUCAGCCCUCGGGAAAGCGCCGGGAUCCCUACAGAAACUGGGAAGGGGGCCAAGGCGCCCCGGGCGUGGAGGCGCGGGCAGCCCUCUCCACGAACUGCGCCGCGCGGUGCAGCGCGCCGCCUGUGCCCCGGGAAGCGGCUCUGCAUCAGAGCAACAGGUGCGGCCCGAAGCCACUCCCGGAACGAGGGAACGGCCGGCCGGCAGGGACCCGAACCGGUAAGGCGCCGGGGGUCUCUGCCUCUCGGCGGCCGCGCGGAGGGCAGAGGGAACCCCGCGCUCUCGGGACCCACCCUCGCCCCGGAAGGUCCAGAUCGCGGCUCCUCGCGGGCGGCCUGGCACAAACCUGGUGCGAGUAGGCUCAGCCGCAGGGUGCAGGGUGCAGGGUGCAGGGUGCGUGCCCAUCGCGGAGCCUUAGGAUCAGAGACUCGCGCUCUCCGUGCUGGGGCCAGGACCCCGCGUCCUCGGAGCCUUCUUCCACGGCGGGCACCGUCGCCAGCGCGCCCGGGCCGCUUGGGGCAUGGAGCUGGCCGCCGGCAACCUCAGCGAGGGGAAUGCGAGCGGGCCCGAGCCCCCAGCCCCGGAGCCCAGGCCGCUCUUCGGCAUAGGCAUCGGCGUCGAGAACUUCAUCACUCUGGUGCUGUUUGGCCUGAUCUUCGCGUUCGGGGUGCUGGGCAACAGUCUGGUGAUCACGGUGCUGGCGCGCAGCAAGCCGGGCAAGCCGCGCAGCACCACCAACCUGUUCAUCCUCAACCUGAGCAUCGCCGACCUGGCCUACCUGCUCUUCUGCAUCCCCUUCCAGGCCACGGUGUACGCGCUGCCCACCUGGGUGCUGGGCGCCUUCAUCUGCAGGUUCAUCCACUACUUCUUCACUGUCUCCAUGCUGGUCAGCAUCUUCACCCUGGCCGCGAUGUCGGUGGACCGCUACGUGGCCAUCGUGCACUCCCGGCGCUCCUCCUCCCUGCGGGUGUCCCGCAACGCGCUACUGGGCGUGGGCUUCAUCUGGGCGCUGUCCAUCGCCAUGGCCUCCCCGGUGGCCUACCACCGCCGCCUCUUCCACUGGGAAGUCCGAAACCAGACCUUCUGCUGGGAAGAGUGGCCCAACCAGGGCCACAAGAAGGCCUACGUGGUGUGCACCUUUGUCUUCGGCUACCUGUUGCCGCUUCUGCUCAUAUGCUUCUGCUACGCCAAGGUGCUUAACCAUUUGCAUAAAAAGUUGAAGAACAUGUCAAAGAAGUCUGAAGCAUCGAAGAAAAAGACUGCACAGACAGUUCUGGUGGUGGUUGUGGUUUUUGGGAUAUCCUGGCUGCCGCACCACGUCAUCAAUCUCUGGGCUGAGUUUGGGGUUUUUCCGCUGACCCCCGCCUCCUUCCUCUUCAGAAUCGCUGCCCACUGCCUGGCGUACAGUAAUUCCUCGGUGAAUCCCAUCAUAUAUGCUUUUCUCUCCGAGAAUUUUAGGAAGGCUUAUAAGCAAGUGUUCAAGUGCCGCACUCACAGUGAAUCGCCUCUUAAUGAUACUAAAGAGAACAGAAGUCGAGUAGACACCCCGCCAUCCACCAACUGCACUCACGUGUGAGAACAGCAAUAGCGCUCUUGUGCACCAGACACAAAGCUGUAGGGGAGGGGUUGAGCAAGGCUGCAACUUCUUAUGCUCACCACCAUUCAUGUCAUUCCCAUUACAUUACACUUGGUUUUUAAAAAAGUGCUUUGAUCCGUUUGGGAAAUCUCUAGGUCUAGUAAAGAUUAUUUCUAAAUUUUAUUUCAAAAACAAAAGGAGAUGCUAUGUAGUUUCAUACUUCUACAGAAAUGAAAGUUUAGUAGAGUUCCCUAGAUGUGAUCAGUUCUUCAUAGAAUGAGGACUAAGGACCUAAAUAUUGUUGGGAAUAUUGGCAAUCUACAUUUUGAAGCAACUUUAUUUAGAAAAUACAGCUACAUGUUGAUUCUUCAAUUUUAAGAAAAGAGGUGAUAUUGUAAGCUGUGUGUUUUAGAAUGUGAUCACGGACACAUGAUGAAAGUUUUACCUGAAUUUAAUUUUUGUGGCUGUUUGUAGAGAGACACAUCUAUUAAGUGGAAGUAAGACUUGCCAAGCUUAUUUGCACAGGCUGCAUUUGCUGCCAACUGUAAAUAGGGAGCAGGGUUUCUGGGGAUGAGCUGCUCCCACCUGUGGUCUUGAGGUCCCUUAAGUAUCUUCAGACAUCAGCUGCUGUGUAGCAGUGAUUCGGCGUGGCAGCCGUGGGUGCCGUCCUUACAACUAUCCUGUGACGUAGGCUUUGUAGAAUUAACUGAAAAAAAAAAUCAGGGAAAAAAAUGCCAAAUACAACUAUUCUGAUAGUAGAAGCUUCAAGUGAGAUUCGAGAAGGAAACUGGUCAUUACAGUUUUACAAAUCUACUUGCCUGGGGUAUUAGCUGUGCCUCGAACAGAACUGAGCCAAAAGAUAGUUAAAAAAUAAAUCAGUGAAGACACUGUGUAAAUAACGAUUUCUAUGGGGCCAGAGAGAAGUCAGAAUUCAGUGAGCCAUGUGUGGCAAUGGGUGUGUCACGUGCAGAAACCAUACUCAACGUCUGAUCCAGAAAACGUUUGAAGAAAAGGAAUCUUCUGAACAGGUAUACCCAGGGAUAUAUGUUGUACAAACAAAUGCUUUUUUCAUUAAGUUUGUAGUAAUGUUAAAACGCACAUUUACCCAAAAUAUUACUUCCUCUGGAAAUGUCACUUUGAGGUUAAAAUGAUCACAAGCUGAAUUUCAGAUGUGGGUUUCACAACAAUUUCAUAUUUAUUCAUGUUUACAAUAAAAAAAAGGGAUGAAAAGAUUAACUUAUCCUAUCUUAGGACAGUAGUUUUCAGACUACAGGACUUUGAUAUAUUUUAGAAUACAAAAACAAGACUUUUUUUAAAACAGGAUUAGCAUAAUGUACACCUGUGUCAAAUCAAAAUUCCAUAUGAAAUAGCAAAUUUUAGAUAAAAACAAACUUGAUAUAAGUCUUUUCAUGUUAUGUAUUUAUUGUCACUAAUUAUGUUCCUCCCACAAACAAUAUUGACAUUUGCAAUGGUCUGAUUCUGCCGCCAGAAGAGGAGAAAGUCUUUGAAAGGAUGGGAAAUCAUGAGCUCUCAUGUUGGGUGCCUAGAGAAACAACUUGUGUGUAUGCAUAUGUGAGUAUUUUGAAGAAUAGUUUAAGUCCUUUGCAUGGAAAAUUUUUUGCACUUUAUUCAAGUAGAGCAGCGGAAACAUUGUGUCUUGAUGAUGAUACCUCAUGUGCUUUGUGGAAUUUGAAGUUGCAAUUGCAAAUGCCACAAGUUGUGUGUGUCAACUCACACAGAGAAGUGCCCUGGCUGCCUUUGGACUUGCACAGUUGGCAAAGGCCUCCUGCACCACAGCUGUUCAUGUUCUCCCCUGCUGAUUCCUCUACACAUACAUGGAAGUAUUCAAAAAAAAAUACAGUACCUAAUGCUGCUAUUUUGUAAGAAGCAUGCGGAAGAUGUCCUUGAACACGAUGGACGUACUUACCCACAUUGACUCCUCUGGUCUUUCCUAUUUGUUUUUGGCACGACAGACGCUAUUGGCAUAGUCCCUAGCUGGUACCUGCAAAACCUCAAAUGUGCUGCGUGUAGAUGCAAAUCACUUCAUUUCGUAUGUAGAGCCAGUGUUUCUCCUGCCCAACAUCAUUCCUCAUAUUCAGAGUGUAGGUGGUCCCUUGUAUAACCAAUUUCGAUGUGGAGGGUCACUUACAUCCUGCAAAGAUCAGACCCUGUGAAGCUGUCUGCAUGAGGAGUUCUGAGGGACAGUAACAGACUUCAUCGCCCAGACAAGUGUUGGAGCAUCUGCUUCCUAGGGGGCUGUUUUUCUAAUAUAUCAUCGAUGCCACCAAUCCAGAAGCACCUUUGCAUCCUUCACUAAAUAAAGAAGACCUCCCAAGGACACGCUUUUACUCGCAGCAGCCAGAGUAAAGGAGAAAUACAAAGCAAAGGCAAAUACAGCACUGUAUUUGCCUUUGAAGUUGAGCUGCUUGAGAACCAUGUUUUUCAUUGACCUUCAAAGAAAAUUGAUGUUUUCCCCUUAGAUUUGGCUGCCUCAGUGUCCCAAAGUGGCUGUUAUUUUUCUGGACAUUUGCUUUCACAUUUGUGGACUGGCUCUGCAAUAUUAAAUAGCCAAAUUCCUGGCAGCUGCAUACGUGGGUGCCCUGGCUUCAGUCUCCUACUGAUGAGUGUAGAGACGUGGUUGGAAAGACUUUCUCAUCCUGCAUUCCCAGGAGAUCUGUUCAAUAGAUGCUCUCUGCUCUUCCAACCAUGUGCGUGCUCAGAGGCCAUUCUCUGAGUGUUUUAGGUACAUAUUUUUUAUUAAUGCAAUUGUUCUAUAUCCACGUUGGGAGUAGAAUAGUCAUUUCGACCUCUUCCUCCAUCACUCCCCCUUGUGUUUCUCUCAACUCUUGCUUCCAUCUGAGUUUCUCACUGUGAUGUUUACCAUAGUGAAAUCUCUCCUUCGACUCAGACGUACUGAGUGACAGUGAAGAGGGGACGUGGCUGCUGAGCUGCAUGAACCACUCAUGCAGCUAGAAGCUUCAUGCGUUUCACUAGAAGCUGCUCUUGAGUCACUUGGGGUCUUGCAGACGACUGUGUUUACCCAACACCUUGGACACCCUGAGACCGUGCAGUUAAUAGUUUCUACAUGUUAGCUGAAAGCCAAGGUCAGACUUCUCCCGAGCAGGAGAGAGGAACCUGGCUGGGCAUCCAUUCCCUUCCCACAGAUGCCAGACACUUGUGAGCCCCAAACUGCUCCUGUUGAAGCAGAUUGCAUUAAAUAAAAUAAUGGAUAGCUUCGCCAUGUUCUUGCUUCAAGGGAUCUACUAAAUGCAUGUAUAUAGACUACACAGUCAUAAUUUGGGUAAAUAUAUCAAUGUGGCUACUUCCUCUGGAAAUUCGUCAUCUAAAAUUUGUAAAUUUGAUCUACACUGACUGCAGAUUUCUCCCAGGUUUUAGAUUUGUAAGUGGCUUUCUAUGUAAGGUAAUCUUGUUCUUCUUGGCCAUUAAAAACUGUUGCAUAUUAGGCUAUUUGUCUAGUGGAUGUUAAUGGCUUGUUUACGUAGAAAAGCCAUAUAUAGCAAAAGUAGGUGGCUUAAAACGCUGAUGGUUGCCUAUUGCUUUGGAAAGAAAAAAAAUUACAGAAUGCAAUUAUAUCUGAUUUUAAUCUAUAAAGUAUUUUGAUUUUUCCCUUUUAGAAGUGGAAAACUUGAACCUGCUGGACAAGUUAACACACGGAGAACCUCUGAUGCAGGCUGUGUCUACAUGACAAGCACGUCUAAGGAUAGGGUGCGGAUAUUGUAAUGCAUUGGUUAGGAUGUUGUGUUUGUUUACUCUUCUUACCAGGGCAGGUUCACUUACACCUACCUUUUUAACUCUGGCUGUCUGCCUGGGAUUCUGAGGUGGGCACAUCUACUUGUUUGGCAAGAUCUUUAGAAACAUUAACAGGCCCUGGGCAUUUGCUUCUCUACUAUGCUGGGCGCUACUCACUGCUGGUUCCUGAGUGCAUGCUCAGUGCACCCCUCACCAGCCCUUGCUCACGUGCAUCUGGGAACUCAGGCUCUAUCCUGGGUGCAGGUGCACUGGGAGGGGCCAUUCUGGUGGGUGGGGAGUAAGCUAUUAGUGUUUGUGUACAUUGUGGAAACAGCCUCAGCUGGACUUUCUCUCUCUAUCUGUUCUGAUGCUGGCUAAGUUACCCAUGUUUAAACAAUCGUUUGGAGAACUGGUCCUAUAGUUAAAGAUUUUGAUGUGAUUUUUGGGGUGGAAAGCCUCAUCCUUUCUGCUGGUGAUCAGAUGUCUGGAUAUCUCUGGUAUCUCUGGGUAUGUUGUGUGCAUCCAAAUUUUCAGCAUGAGAGAAGUCAAAGUAGAGGUCAGCAGCUGCUGGAAUAGAUGGCAAGUGGGAUCGGCCAUUCGAAUUCCUUACUCUCAGGCAGUGGUGAUCAAUAAGGUAACCUAUCAACUGGGAUGAAUCUUAGGGUCCACUGUGGGUUUCCUAGGGGACACCAUGCACUACAGCACCUUAUUUCAAAAGAUUGAACAGUGACUAUUAAAACUGAAACAUUUACGUGUCUUUCUGAAGCCCACUGUGGCUCCAUUGAGCUCUUUUUCCCCUUUCAGUGAGCUUAUUUUGGGGAGUCGAGGUAACAUGCCAUCCGGCGGGUAAAAGUGGGAUGGCCCUGGCGCUGGAGCUGGAGAAGAACAGAAGUGUCUGGCUGCGCUUUACAGUGUGGUAAGCACCAGAGCACGUGUGAGGCACUCCUCCAGGAACAGAAAGGUAGUGGAGGCAAAUCUCACACGGGACAGCUUACGUCCGCGUGACAGGGUGCACCUGGUGCCUGCACCGCCAAUGUGGCAGGUGACAUAGAGGUUUUGUUGUGAUGGGAUGUGUAUCAGCCCCUAGGAGAAAAUAGGUGAAACCCCCGCUUAUGAAGCGGGGCACCAGGGGUGAGACCGGAGGCCUUCGGGAUGUAAGGGGCCGUGGCUAGUGCCUAAAGGGUCGCCAAAGGAACAAGGAAUCACCGAGUGCCGCCUCUGUGUCGGUGGCAGAGCCUGCUCCUCAGGGCCCUUGGACGUCGCAGACCUUCGGGCCAGGCACUGGGCUGGGGAGCAGACGCCGGGCUCCUCCUCUGCGGUUCCGCCCGCCCCAGCGCUUCUGCUUCUGUCGCCCCGGACCUCCGCGUCACAUUCCCCUGGAAGCUGGUUAGAGACGGCUCAUCCGAGGCGCACGCUGCCCACUGUCUGUGUGGGUUUUCCUGGUCCUGCCCCACUCACAUUUGCAUUCCUUACACACCUGGCCUCUUCCCUUCUCCCCGGCUUCUUUCUUCAGAUCAAUCAUGUUUCACACUCGCCGUCUUCCAAAUUUGUCAUCGUUGUGGGGUCUCCGAAUGACUUACACUUUUUACAUCUUCUUGCUUUGGCUGGACUGAUGACUUUUUCCUGGUUACAUUGUACCGUAUUUCUCCCUUUAACAGUGAAAGGUCAGGGGAUCCCUGGGUGGCGCAGCAGUUUGGCGCCUGCCUUUGGCCCAGGGCGCGAUCCUGGAGACCCGGGAUCGAGUCCCACGUCGGGCUCCCGGUGCAUGGAGCCUGCUUCUCCCUCUGCCUGUGUCUCUGCCUCUCUCUCUCUCUCUGUGACUAUCAUAAAUAAAUAAAUUAAAAAAAAAUAACAGUGAAAGGUCAGAAACACAUGGUUUAGAGAAAAUCACUUUUGUAAGGAUCACAGAUGACCACUUUUUUUCAGAGAAUGGGGAGUCCGUAGAGCAGGUCCAUGGGCACAUCUGUCCAGAGGGCCCCCUUUUGAGUGCUGGCUCUGGUGAUGCCACACCUUCAAGAGCUCCCCUGUGCCCUCCCUGAGGCCCUGCCUGGUUGUGCUGGAUGAGUCUUCCCAACCGACUCCGCCCCUCCCUGCAUCCACUUUGCUAAGAGAUUCGAGCAGGUGAAUGGCCUUUCCGUGAUGCCUUGGGCUAGCUAGAGCUCUUUCCGAUCUGCCAUGACUGAAAAUGAAAUUUAGUGGAGCACUUUGGGGAACAGAACAGCCAAGGGGAAAGCACCAGAAUCCAAUUAUAAGUGGGUGUCUUGCCAUUUAACCUGCUACUGUGGGUACCACUAGUUAAACAGUCUCUUUUUAGAAAUGACCAUAUCCAAGAAAGCAGCAGUGCAUGGGGGGGUCACAUUGAUUUUUCAAUGGAAACCUUCCCAUCUUGUUAGAAAGAAAAAUCAUUGUAAACAUGCAGUUAUGGCACAUUUUUUCCAGCUUUGACUAAGAGAAACUACGGAUGGAAAGCACAUCAUUUCCCAUUAAAGAGACUGUUGCUGGUGUGUAGAUGUAGCUAAUGAAAUGGAUUGCAAUGAUGCAGCUCAGGGUUGAGCAGGGCCCAGUGAUACAGGGAGGAUCUUCAGGCAUGUGUGUCCUAUUUAUCCUUGUCACCUCAGGGUCCCAUGGGGAACCUCACAGGAAAGAUAGUGAGUGAGCAGAUGCCUUGUGUGUGAUAUUUUCAAAACAAGGCUGGCAUUGAUAAAGAAUUAAAUUUAAUAAUCCUUUUAAUAUUAAAUCAGAUUAUCAGUUAGGAAUAUUUACAAACUGAAAUGGAUACAGAAGUAUCACUUUCCAUUCACUGAUUUUCUACGAGUCAUACUUUAUUGUCAUAUAUUUCAUAAAGAUUGAAGAUUUGACACCAAGGGAUAGAAAUGCAAAGUUUCCUUAAACAUUGUUGGUAUAUCUUUUAAUUUCUCAGGUUAUACCUGCCUGAGUGAGGAGAGCUGUGCAUUGUACCAAAGGUCAUGGAUGUUAGGGUACUUAGGGAGAUUUGGUUUAAUCCUGUUGGUCAGCUGCUGUUGGAAACACCGUCUUUGGCAUUCUCACAUAUAAAAGAAGACUUGAAAGAGAUGAACAAGUCUCAGAAACCCAUUUGAAUGAACUGAGACUUCUACAAGAAGGUACCAAUGAUGCUCUGGCCUCACCUUAGAGCCAUGGUUCUCAAUCUUGACCAAGUAUCCGAAUCUCUUGAAGAGCUUGUUUAAACAGAUUACUGGGCCUCACCUCCAGAAUUUCUGAUUUGGUGCAUUUGGGGUAGAGUCCCAAGAUUUGCAUUUCUAACAAGCUUUUUGGUAAUAUUCAUUCUGCAAGUGCAGGGAUCACAUUUUUGGACCUCCUUCCCAAUUUGAGUGGGUUGGAGAUGGAGCCCAGGCAUCUUUGUAAGGCCUCAGGCACACUGCCAGAGUUAAGAACCACUCAAGUUAAGUAGAUGGCCCUCUGCACAUCCAAACUUCUGUGGUUCUAUGAAAAAGAAAUUGCUUAUACGGAAUCUAAAGCAUUCAGAUUUUAUUGUUUACAUUGAUCAGAGUCAUAAAAUAUCUGUUCAACUAUUAUAUUAGCCUAUCUGCAGAAAUUUACAAAUUUUCAAAGUGUGAAGGAGUUUGAUAACAUACAUGUAAGGAUUUCAGAAAUUAUCAUAUUUUUCCCUUCAAAAAAAUAGCUUGGUGGGAAAGGACACUUGUACAUUAAUUUUGUCCCCUCCCCUCCAAUAUAUAGACUAUAGCAUUCUAAUGUUACAUGUGAAUUUUUGAACUCAAUGUUUAACUUAAAUAUAUGCAUGUCUUUCUAUGCGACUGCUGAUUUUUAACUACAUUAUUAUCUCUAAGAGAUAAAUGUAACUUCUCUGUCUUUAAAGUUUUCAAUUAAUUAUCUCAUGAUAAUAUAGUAGUAUGGAUAAAGAAGAAAAUCUGUUUAUAUUGAUUUUUUAUUUUACUAAUGUGAUUGCUUAAACACUGCUGUAUAAAUAAUGAUGAGCAUGGAACUUCUUAUACCAGAUGCUGUUACAACUACUCUCUGAGGUUUCUUUCUCUAAAAUUUAUCUUACCAUCUAUAAAUUUAGUAUGACUAUCAUAUAUAAGUUUAGCAUGAAUACCAGUAAACUUGCAAAGCCAAACACCAAAAAUUGAGUUUAUAUUAAUCCACUUAGUACCAGAUGUGGUCAUCCCCAAUCACUUUGUGUUCUGCAUGAAGUCUAGGUGGAAUUUGUGAUUUGAACCAAUUUCUUGAAUUGAAAAUAAAAUUUGUUCCUCGAAGUA